Messenger RNA from Cheilinus undulatus (humphead wrasse), 1843 nucleotides. RefSeq names its product DNA primase subunit 1 (gene prim1). NCBI's taxonomy places the organism in Eukaryota, Metazoa, Chordata, Actinopteri, Labriformes, Labridae. Gene Ontology annotation, biological process: DNA replication, synthesis of primer. Gene Ontology annotation, cellular component: alpha DNA polymerase:primase complex. The coding region runs from base 385 to 1656 and encodes 423 amino acids. The transcript is spliced from 13 exons. The record is from RefSeq and is a predicted model, not a curated record.
UUAAGAGCGAUUCUUUUCCCGGCGUUUCAGGGGCAGAAAACGUUCACAAAAUGGCGAAGUUUAGCACUUUUGGCUCACCAUACAAGAAAGCCCUGUAGACGCUUUGUGCAUGUGUUAUACUUAAGUUGUAUUUACCGGUGUAGGUACCUGUUAACGUUACGAAAACAUUAACUUGGAAAGACACUGAAGCAAAAUACUUCCGCGUUCAGUCGAUGUCAUUUGCCAGGGCUUCAUCUCAUUGGUCUUCUUCUGUGCUUGAGUGUUUUCCCGCGCUACUCUCGUCGUUAAACAACAUACUGAACUGACAGCGUGUGGCUGGCGUAAGCUAGCAGUUUCUCACAAUUUUACGCCUUUAACGGGUUUGUUACCAUAUAGUUGCAGGCAAUGCCGUCUUCGGACUAUGACCCGGCCAGUCUGCCGGAUUUAUUACCCCUGUAUUACCGUCGGCUGUUCCCUUUCUCCCAGUAUUACCGCUGGCUAAACUACGGUGGAGUGCAGAAGAACUACUUUCAGAACAGAGAGUUCUCCUUCACACUCAAAGAUGACAUCUACGUCCGCUACCAGUCAUUCAGCACUCAGGCAGAGCUGGAGAAGGAAAUGCAGAAGAUGAAUCCUUACAAGAUCGACAUCGGAGCAAUAUACAGUCACAGGCCAAAUCAACACAAUACAGUGAAGUCAGGAACCUUCCAGGCCCUGGAGAAGGAGCUGGUAUUUGAUAUUGAUAUGACGGAUUAUGAUGAUGUCCGGAGCUGCUGCAGUGCUGCAGAUAUUUGCUCCAAGUGCUGGACCCUGAUGACCAUUGCCAUUCGCAUUCUGGACAGAGCUCUCAGAGAGGACUUUGGCUUCCAGCACCUGCUCUGGGUUUAUUCUGGAAGAAGAGGAGUGCAUUGCUGGGUGUGUGACGAAAGUGCCAGGAAGCUCUCUGUUGCAGCUCGCUCUGCUGUUGCAGAAUAUCUCAGCCUGGUUAAGGGAGGUGAAGAAACUGUGAAGAAAGUUGUGCUGACAGAUCCGAUUCAUCCUUUCAUUAGAGAAUCUCUGACUGUGGUGGAGCACUACUUUUCUCGUUAUGCGCUGCAGGAGCAGGAUAUUCUGGGCCGCAGGGAAUCUGUAGACAAAGUGCUUGGACUUGUCCCUGAAGAUGUAAGAAAAGAAUUACAGCAGCACUUCCAGAAUGAGAAGAAACCAGAGAGCCGUUGGAAAUUGAUCAAGGACCAAGCGAGCAGGAAACAGUCAACUUCAAAAAAAGGCCAACACUUUGAGAAGGAAAUCAUGCUGCAGUACUGUUACCCUCGGCUGGAUGUGAACGUCAGUAAAGGAGUGAAUCACUUGCUAAAGAGCCCCUUCAGUGUUCAUCCUAAAACUGGGCGCAUAUCUGUCCCCAUGGACCUCAAAGAAUUAGACACUUUUGAUCCCUUUGCUGUGCCCACGAUCAGUUUGAUCUGUGAGGAGCUGGAUCGAGCCAAGCCAGGUGAAGAAGAGGAGAAAUCAGAGGACAAGGAAAAUGAGAAGGACGCAGCAGAGAAACGAAAGAUCAGAGAUUACAAGAGGACAAGUCUGGCUAAGUAUGUUAAAUACUUGGACCAGUUCCUGGAUGGAAUGGCUCGCUCAUGGAAAGGAGAACUUCUCAAAAAAAGCGAUCUUCAAAAGGAAUUUUGAACAGGAUCAACAGUCAGAAGAGGCCAUGUUAAUAUCUCCCUUAUGAGCAAAUCUGUUUUUCCCCACCUUAUGAUACGUUUCUAAUCCUCUUCUUACAAUAUGACUUUCUUAGUAAAAUGCUGAUAUUUUGUUGUUUUCUUCAUUGUGCUUUUGUACAGUCUUUGUGAAAAUAAAUUUGUUAUUUCAA